Spodoptera exigua (beet armyworm) is the source of this 893-nucleotide messenger RNA. NCBI's taxonomy places the organism in Eukaryota, Metazoa, Arthropoda, Insecta, Lepidoptera, Noctuidae. The record is from the annotation of a GenBank genome assembly.
UAGAACAUCUUCUUGCGCGUAUUAUCUCCUGGUACUGCCGGUUCAUAUUAUCCGACAGUUUAUCCGAUAUAACCCGGGUUAUCCAGAGUGCUUAAUCCAAUGGCGUACAGUAGUAUUAUUUUGAUUUCCUUGAGUUUUGGUUUGGUGCAAUGUUACAGUCAAUAUAGCUUCGAAAGUCACAAGUACUGUGACGACUUAUCGCCGUAUUAUGGGGACAUUAAUUUGGAUCAAAUAUCUGGAGUUUGGUAUGGUGUUGAGAAAAUUCCACACACAAGAGGAGAAUACAAAAUAGAACACACGCAGGAAUGUUUCUACAUCGACAUCAAGGAGCUUAAUAUUGAGCCUACUCCACCGACUCCGUAUCCUCAGCUGACCAACUCACCGUACGUGAACCGUCAGUACAACAUACAGGAGCGGUACCGCAUCCGACACUUUGUACUGGAGUGGCAUGAGGGACUCUGGCAGGACGACUACCACAUCAAGGUCAACACUUCACACAAAGGAUUCUGGGCCACCGACGUACCUAACAGAUCUGUUGGGGACAUGUACAGAUUCUUCGGCGGAGUGAUCCAAGUCCUGAAAGUAGCGAACAACCAUUUGGUGCUGAACUUCUGCAUGAGGUUACCAAACUCUCAGCUGUUCAGUGUCGUGCUGUCCAGGAAUGAAAACCAGCUUACUCCAGAAGACUUAGCCAGUAUUCACAACGUGUUUACGUUGAAACACCUCUCCACUUCUGCUCUGAAAAGAGUCUGUGAAAACUCGGCGUCAAAAAUGACAAUAUCAACAUUACUAAUGUUCAUAGUCUCCUACGCAAUUUGGGGAUCUCGAGUUUAACCAAUUAAUAGUCAAUUUUACGUAACUAUUUAUACAUUAUAGUUUUGAAAUACACAAGC